Salmo salar (Atlantic salmon) is the source of this 933-nucleotide messenger RNA. The record is from RefSeq and is a predicted model, not a curated record. NCBI's taxonomy places the organism in Eukaryota, Metazoa, Chordata, Actinopteri, Salmoniformes, Salmonidae.
CAGUUGUGCCGCUAGCCUACAUGUACAGGAGCUCCUAUUUAAUAAGAUUUCCUGACAAGCAACACUACAAGAACAAACCCCCGAAGCAAAAGAGGAAUUGUAAUUCAUGAACCCUGCAAGAGGAAGGAGACUAGAGCAGACUGAGUGGGAGGUCUACCAGCAACAGGAGUUUCAGACCACCACCAUCACCAACCAGACAUGCUUCAGGGCAUGGACAGCAUCAGCAGUUGUUUGGGGGGUUCAGAGGGGGCAGAGAGCAGGUACGAGACUCCCCCAGCCUCAGAGCUCCAGAGGCUGAUGUGGACCAAACCAGGGACCAGUGACCAUAUGGAUGAGGUCCAGCCCAGGAUCUACAUAGGAGACAUGUAUGCAGCCAAAGACAAGAGGACACUCCGGACUCAUCACAUCACCCACGUCUUGAACGCAGCGGAUGGGAAGUUUAAUGUGAAUACAGGUGCCAGCUACUACAGGGAUACUAAAAUAUCCUACCAUGGAGUGGAGGCAUUCGACAUGCCCUCAUUUGACCUCAGUACCUUCUUCUACUCUGCGGCCAAAUUUAUCAAGACCGCCCUGAGCUCGCCCAACAGUAAUGUGUUGGUCCACUGCGCGAUGGGUCUGAGUCGCUCGUCCUCUCUGGUCCUGGCCUACCUGAUGAUCGAUGAGAACCUGACCCUGGUGGAUGCCAUCAAGGCUGUGGCUGCAAACAGAAACAUCUGUCCCAACGCUGGAUUCCUGGAGCAGCUCCGAGACCUGGACAAACAACUCCACUACCAGGCUAGACGACAAUGAGAACACGUUUUUGAUGAGACAUAGAUGGAUAGUCUAAUAGUGUAGGGGACAACUGUGCAGUCACUAUACUCAUACUGUAGAUGGUUUUAUUAUUUUGUAUAAAGAUGUGUCAGAAAUAAAUCCAUUGCUAAUGUGAUCAACACA